Ananas comosus (pineapple) is the source of this 2975-nucleotide messenger RNA. RefSeq names its product FHA domain-containing protein PS1-like. Bases 74 to 2614 code for a protein of 846 amino acids. Gene Ontology annotation, molecular function: protein binding. The transcript has 6 exons. Gene Ontology annotation, cellular component: nuclear membrane. The record is from RefSeq and is a predicted model, not a curated record. NCBI's taxonomy places the organism in Eukaryota, Viridiplantae, Streptophyta, Magnoliopsida, Poales, Bromeliaceae.
UCCCAAACCCCUCGAUCAUCUCCCUCCUCUCUCUCUCUCUCUCGCUCUCUCGCUCUCUUUGUCUCUCUCUGAGAUGGCCAUGGCGAAGGAGAGCUCCGAGGAGAACGAUCCCAAGAUCCCCGUCCUCUCCGUCCUCAAGAGGGGCAUCGUCCUCAAGAACAUCUUCCUCAACGCUCCCCCACCCCAAAGCGAGCCCAUGGAGGAACCCUACGAACGCGGCGACGCCUCCGCUGCAGAAGAGGAGGAGCCGAUCCUCAUCGGUCGCCACCCCGAUUGCCACAUCGUCCUCGACCACCCCAGCAUAAGCCGUUUCCAUCUCGAGAUCCGCGCGAAACCCUCGAUUCGAAAGCUCACCAUCACCGAUCGAUCCUCAGUUCAUGGGACGUGGAUUUCUGGGAACAAGAUUCCGCCCAAUGUUCCUGUUGAGCUUGUAGAAGGGGAUUCGGUAAAGCUCGGCGCAUCGACGAGAGAGUAUAAGCUUCAGUGGCUAUCGUUGAGCGACGCUUUCGAGAUGGAGAACCCACUGCCGCCAUUGAUGGAAGAGAAGGAAGAAACCCAUCAGGAGGAGAUUGGUCAGCAGAUGAUGAGUGAUCAAAGUGGGUUAUGGGUCUCAGAGGUCCCUUCGGCGCCUCCGAUGCCGGAGCACAUGAAUUUCUCAUCCCCGUGUAAGUUGGAGGGCAAAGAGAAGAGCCCAGAAAAGGGAUUAGUGGAUCAGAGCUUAAGCUUCUGUUGUUUUCCCCAAGUGCUAGAAUCUGUUAAUUCAUUGAUCAUGGAUGUCGAGAAACGAACGCCGGAAAUGGAAUCUAAUCUCGACCCGGCUGCUAAACGGGAAAGAUCAAGCCUAUUGUCGAGGAGGAGCAAGUCUAAGUCUGUUGGGUUCCUUCGAGUCGACACGGGGAGGAGCAAAGAAAGAAUGGGAAAUUUGAGCUUUGACUCCGAGGCGGUGGAGGUUGGAAAUGAGAAGGAGAACUCACCAACUUAUGAAAAAUGCGACAACGAAGAAAAGAUUUGUAGGGUUUUAUUUGACAAUUUAGAUGGGAAAGACCAGGAAGAUGAAGAGGAAGUAACUUUUGCUUCGGAUGAGGAGAAUGCAGAUGUGAAGUUUACUGUUUCAACUCUGAAUUCUGAGGAAGAUGAGCUCUGGUCAGAUAAUGAGAAUUCAACACCUGAAGUUUUUAAGGAGCAUAAGCCAGAUAAAUCGAUCUCAAAUAAUUCUGUGCAAAGGGAGGAAGUGCUAUUUGGUUCCGAUAAGGAAAAUAUAACACCACAGAUUUCUUCGAGCAACAAACUAAAGAAGGAGCAAAAAAGGAUAAAGAAAUUAUUUGCAAAUGCUGCAGAAGAUGUUUUUCAUUCAGAUAAAGAGAACUGGACACCAGAGCCCCAAAAAGACAUGAAAUCAAAGAGGCACACAGUUGAUGAGUUUUAUUCAGGGAAAGAGAAUCUGGCUCCAGUAAGCACGGGAGUGAAGAAAUCGAGGGAACCAAUGUCUAGUAGCCAUGCUAGAAUCGAAAGGGAGAUUACAAAUAGAAGGAAGGAGAGGAUUCCUUUCCAGAUUUUACUCGAGAACUCUCCCUCAAGAAAGAGCAUUUCUGCUGAUAUUGAAAGAGAGAAUAUGAAUAAAAAGGUGGAGAGGAUUCCUUUCGAGCCUUUGUAUGAGAACUCUCCUUUGAGAAAGAGCAAUUCGGAGCCUAUACUAGAGAGCUCUCCUUUAAGAAAAAGUAAUUUUGCUGAUACUGCACAAGGGGAUGUGAGUAAUUGGAACCACAGUAAUGUCAACUAUGUUCACAGUUUAGAAGAUGAAUACAACAACUUUCCUAUCCAAUUCAAAAGCCAAGUUCCCCAUAAGUCUGAAGAAGAUAAGAAAGUAUGGAAUAUGGUGGUUGACACGAGCUGUUUCCUCGACGAAGAAUUGAGAAGGUCCCUAAAGUUAUUGGAAGGCCUAAAGGGGACUCACCUCAUCAUACCUAGGAUUGUCAUAAGGGAACUUGACUGCAUGAAGCGGCAUGAAAGCUUCUUUAGAAGGCCAUCUUCAAAGGCUUCUUCAGCACUACAAUGGAUUGAAGAAUGUAUGGAAAAUACAAGUUGGUGGCUUCAUGUCCAAAGCUCUCUAGAGACUAAACCAGCGGCGCCAACUCCUCCUAUAACACCAACUUCGCAAUUCAUUGAUGGAAAUAAUGAACUCGGGACUAAGAUCUUUAGCUCCAUGCCUUUCUCAAGAUAUGGAAAUUUCAUGGAUAUUGUUUCUCCAACAGCUGAGGAUCACAUUCUAGAUUGUGCUCUCCUGUUCAAGGAAAUUAGGAAAGAUGGACAACUUAUCAUUCUUUCUAGCAGCACGACUCUCAAAAUCAAAGCCAUGGCAGAGGGAUUACUGUGUGAAUCACCAAAGGAAUUUCGUGAGAGUCUCAUGAACCCAUAUUCAAAGAGGUUCAUGUGGGUUGACAGCUGCCCGAGAGGAUCGACUUGGUCUUGCUCGGAUGAGGUUGGCCUGAUUAAGAAUUACUAUAAUAUGUGCCCUAAUGUCAGAAAGACGGCGAAGACUGAUGAGGCUGUCAGAGGAUUAAAACUCAUACUGCUACAUAAUUCUCAUUACGGACAGACCAACUCGGUCAAGUAGCAUGUAUUUGUGAUUCCUCACAAGGACAUCUACCUUUAAACAGUUUCUUAGAAUAUUUGAUACUAGCAUGGCCAUCUCAUUCCAGUGUUGAUACUAGCAUGGCCAUCUCAUUCCAGUGUUGAUUCUAGCUUUAAACAGUUUCUUAGAAUACUUGAUACUAGCAUGCCCAUCUCAUUCCAGUGUUGCAACCUAAAUAGUGUACGCAGCCGUGCUUAAGCAUAUGUUGUGAAAUUACAGAUGAUCUCAUGUGUUGAACCACACAGAGAUGCUUGAGCAUAUGGUUUGUCAGCAUGCAUUGAUCUCUAAUUGUUGAUUUGUCAUGAAAACCUAAUUCAUAGCUUGGAUCAUUUUUUCCCACCUG